Molecule: messenger RNA, 2683 nt
Organism: Scleropages formosus (Asian bonytongue)
Lineage: Eukaryota; Metazoa; Chordata; Actinopteri; Osteoglossiformes; Osteoglossidae
Gene: ppp2r2bb
Product: protein phosphatase 2, regulatory subunit B, beta b
Exons: 9
Coding region: 507-1838 (443 amino acids)
Cellular component (GO): protein phosphatase type 2A complex
Molecular function (GO): protein phosphatase regulator activity; protein binding
Source: RefSeq, a predicted model, not a curated record
AGAGAGAGAGAGAGAGAGAGGAUCGUCAGCCGACACCGGGCGCGUCCCGCUCCACAUGCCGAGACACGGACUCCAAACGCCCUCCGCAUUGAUGCAUCCUUGAAACCGCCUCCGAGAGCGGAUCUCCAGCUUGGAGGACAUUGCGCUCUUCCUGCGCGACUCGACAAUCGGACCACACGCACUUUUUCCAUGUGAUCGUGCCGAGUUCGUACCUGGCUGGUGCCGAUCCACAACUUGAUCGAACCCCCCCCCCCCCGCGCGACCGGACCGCAUCCCCCGUCGCUUCUCUCUCUAAAUAAGACCGAGGAGAUCGUGACCCCACCCCAUCAUCGCGCUCCUUUCCCCUCUUUCACCGAACCUUUCUGCUGCGUGGACCGGGCUCCCACCAUGGUGGCCUGGCGGCCCGCGCGGACCCUUUGCUGAGGAGCGCCUCGAGGACCAUGGACCCGCGUGCGUCCGCCUACUCGUCUGCCUGCGCGAGGACCGCCGCUCCAGCGACGUCAUAAAUGGAUGAGGACACGGACACUCGCAAAAUCAACAGCAGCUUCCUCCGCGACCACAACUAUGCAACUGAAGCUGACAUCAUCUCCACCGUUGAGUUCAACGCGACGGGGGAGCUCUUGGCCACGGGGGACAAGGGUGGACGCGUGGUGGUCUUCCAGAGAGAGCAGGAAAGCAAGAACCAGCCCCACAGAAGAGGGGAGUACAACGUUUACAGCACCUUUCAGAGUCAUGAGCCGGAGUUUGACUACCUGAAGAGCCUCGAGAUCGAGGAGAAGAUCAACAAGAUCCGCUGGCUGCCGCAGCAGAAUGCCGCCUACUUUCUGCUCUCCACCAACGAUAAAACAGUGAAGCUAUGGAAGAUCAGUGAGAGAGACAAGAGGCCCGAGGGCUACAACCUCAAGGAUGAAGACGGCAGGAUCCGCGACCCAACCACCAUCACAGCUCUGCGGGUUCCGGUGUUGCGGCCCAUGGACCUCAUGGUGGAGGCCACAGCCCGCCGGAUCUUUGCCAAUGGCCACACCUACCACAUCAAUUCCAUCUCUGUCAACAGCGACUAUGAGACAUACAUGUCAACAGACGAUCUAAGAAUAAACCUCUGGAAUCUUGAGAUUACCAACAGGAGCUUCAAUAUUGUAGACAUCAAGCCGGCCAACAUGGAAGAUCUCACAGAGGUGAUCACUGCAGCAGAGUUCCACCCCAGCCACUGCAAUACUUUUGUCUACAGCAGCAGCAAGGGCUCCGUUCGGCUGUGUGACAUGAGGGCAUCGGCUCUCUGCGACAACCACUGCAAGUUCUUCGAAGAGCCAGAGGACCCCAACAACCGCUCCUUCUUUUCUGAGAUCAUCUCCUCCAUCUCUGAUGUAAAGUUCAGCCACAAUGGGAGGUACCUGAUGACACGGGACUACCUAACUGUGAAAGUGUGGGACCUCAACAUGGAAAAUAAACCCUUGGAAACAUACCAGGUCCAUGACUAUCUAAGGAGCAAGUUGUGUUCCCUUUAUGAAAACGACUGCAUCUUUGACAAGUUUGAAUGUGUAUGGAAUGGAUCCGACAGUGUGAUCAUGACCGGCUCCUACAACAACUUCUUCCGCAUGUUUGACCGUAACACGAAGCGGGAUGUGACUCUUGAGGCCUCGCGGGAGAACAGCAAACCCCGGGCAAUUCUAAAACCGCGCAAGGUAUGCGUGGGCGGCAAGAGGCGCAAGGACGAGAUCAGCGUGGACAGCCUGGAUUUCAGCAAGAAGAUCCUUCACACGGCCUGGCACCCUUCCGAGAACAUAAUUGCUGUGGCAGCCACCAACAACCUGUACAUAUUCCAGGACAAGGUCAACUAGCACUGUGCCCUACGUUACCCCAGAGCUUGUGUGAGCUUGGCGCUUACCUGAACAUGCCCCCUCCUUUGUCCUUACAAUGCCUGAAUUUGAUGCUGUUGGGCCUGUUGGAUAUGCUCAACAGUGCAAGGGAGUUUGUUUUCCACUGGCUGAAGAGGAGAUAGUAUGAGUUUCCAAAACAAAACAAAAAACUGGGCUGACUAGUUUACUUACUGAGACUGUAGUUUCCUCAUGAUGAUGUCAAAUGAUGCCAGAAGCUGGUGUCAUCCUGCACAACCUACAUCCUUUUACUUUCUGUAAAUUGUUCUAUUUGUUCAAUUGCACAAAGCUGUGUACUUCAUUAAUGACAGAAGCUGGAUCAUGCUGGAGGGAAGAAUACAUGUCAAAAUGUAGCAAUCUGUUUUUGAUUUUCUAAAGAAUGUUCGAAUUAACAAUGAAAAUAAAAAUUAAAACAUUCACAACAGUACCUUUUACUUACUUCUCCAGAAAUUAUAUGUACAAAGCAGACCUGAAUUCUCACUCGUGUCCUCAGUUCCUAUCAGCUAUCUCUCAUACACCACUUACCUUUACAAUCAGAACGGGCCGAGUCCUGGCCCGUGAAGCAACACCAGGUGAUCACACUAGACUGUGAAUUAAAUUUAAAAGCAACCCAAAAGAUUUCUGUUCAGCUGUUUGGUUUUUACUUAACGUGUUCUGGACAUGGUAUUUGCAUCACGUAGCACUAAUGAUCUUGAUGCUCUGAACUCUGCUGUGUUUAGCAUAAGCUACCAAACCCUCACAAGUAAAUUUAAUUUUACCCCAGUGAUUCAAGAGGACCGACUGGCUUGCUAAGCUGUCUGCCAUAAAUC